This is a messenger RNA of Aureobasidium uvarum, 1584 nucleotides long. The record is from the annotation of a GenBank genome assembly. Lineage: Eukaryota; Fungi; Ascomycota; Dothideomycetes; Dothideales; Saccotheciaceae.
AUGGGUAAUCAGCCGUCCAAGGGCGAGAAGGGCUCGCAAGACGGCCCUGAUCUCAGCUCCUAUCCCUCCUUCUCCAAGUCCGACACGCAGGGCUCGACACGUUCUUUCCGCGGCUCCAUCCGCUCAAAGAUUCCAUCCAAGAUAUCCACCGAAAACAUCCGCGGUUCGUCAUCCUCGCUGGCCUCGCCUAAGAGACAGUCCGAACCAAGCUUGGACGCCGCCGCUACCCAGACCAAUCCCGCUUCCAAACACAGGCGCUCUCCUUCCGCUCCAUCCUUAUCCGAAACGUCGCGCAGGAGCAGCGGAGCGAGCAACGAUGCUCAGGAUGAGGACGAAGUCCAGGCUCCUCCAUCUCCCACUCUUUCAUCCUCCAUCGGCCACGGCCAUUCCGACAUCACCAAGGCCCAGCGAUCCGGCGAAGUCGAACACGUCUCUGACGCUCCUCCUACCGGUACCCUGCAACACAACAACCUUACCGAACCAACCGAGUCCAUCUUGAUGAAAAAGGCUGAUCACAAGCCGAGCGCCGCCGCCGCAGCACUCGCCCUCUCAGAAGGCUCGGCUUCAAACAACAUGGACAUUGGUGCCCUCAAGACGUCGGAUCUUGAUGACAUGAUCAAACGUUUGAUCGACGCAGGAUACGCCGGAAAGGUCACAAAGACGGUUUGCUUGAAGAAUGCCGAAAUCUUCGCCAUCUGCCAGGCCGCUCGCGAGGUCUUCCUGUCGCAGCCUGCUCUGUUGGAACUCGCCCCUGCAGUCAAGAUUGUCGGCGAUGUUCACGGCCAGUAUACUGAUCUGCUGCGCAUGUUUGAAAUGUGCGGCUUCCCUCCCAACUCAAAUUACCUCUUCCUAGGUGACUAUGUGGACCGUGGUAAACAAAGUCUGGAAACCAUUCUCUUGCUGCUCUGCUACAAGCUGCGCUACCCCGAGAAUUUCUUCCUCCUCCGUGGCAACCACGAGUGCGCCAACGUAACUCGUGUCUAUGGAUUCUAUGACGAAUGCAAGCGUCGUUGUAAUAUCAAGGUGUGGAAAUCAUUCGUCGACACUUUCAACUGCUUGCCCAUCGCAUCUGUUGUCGCCAACAAGAUUUUCUGUGUGCACGGAGGUCUAUCGCCCAGUCUUUCGCACAUGGAUGACAUUCGCAACAUUGCCAGACCGACCGACGUUCCAGAUUAUGGACUGCUCAACGAUCUGCUCUGGAGUGACCCAGCAGAUAUGGAUAAUGACUGGGAAGCCAAUGAGCGAGGUGUAAGCUACUGUUUCGGCAAGAAGGUCAUCAUGGAGUUCCUCGCGAAGCACGACUUUGACCUGGUGUGCAGAGCGCACAUGGUGGUUGAGGAUGGUUAUGAGUUCUUUACUGACCGAGUCUUGGUCACCGUCUUCUCAGCACCAAACGUGANNUAUUGUGGAGAGUUUGACAACUGGGGAGCUGUCAUGUCUGUGUCUGGUGAGCUGCUGUGCAGCUUCGAAUUGCUGAAGCCACUUGACUCGAGUGCUCUCAAGCGACACAUCAAGAAGGGCCGAAACGAACGUCAAAACAUGCUCAACAGUCCGCCUGCAAGUCAAUACCCCCAGAGCUAUUAG